CCCUAACAAAAAAAAAACACCUUUGCAAGUUUUUUUUUAUAACGGAAGCGGAGUUAGUAUAACGUUAGGCUCUAUUGUCAAAGUGUUGGGUUUCUUGGUUCAAACCCGAGAAAAUGAGAAUAACGGAGCUUUUGUGAUUCGAUUGUCCAACGGAUUUUCUUUCCUAUUUCCCUUCCUUUGGUUCUGAAAUGGAAAAAAAUUGUCUUUUUUCACCGAGAAAGUAGCAGUUUUCCCGAGAAAAUGUGGACUAACACGGCACGAGUUAAAGUAAAGUGGGUGGUGGGUUCGCAGCGGUGAAGUUUCGAUUUUUGAGCUUUUUUUUUUAAGCUCCUUUCUGGAUUUCGUUUUUGCAGUAAGAGGCUCCGAUGUUCUCCGAGUAAUUUCCUUUUUCCCGAGAAAUCAUUGCGUAUCAUUUCCGACAAAACGGCACCAAAAGCAGCGGUUUCUCUGUGUAGAUUCUUACUGUCGAUUUCAAAAAAUUUCAACUUUUUUUGUUUCUAAAUAUUUGGGCUCUCUCCGGAUCACCCGGAUUUCAAAUGGGUCUGUGUCAUUCGACGAUAGAGAGGACGAGUGGGAAGGAUUCCGGCGUUUCAAGCGCCGGAGCCACUGCGGCGGAGACGGCGGCGGAGAGGCAAGGCUCCCUCCGGUGGAGGCGGCCGAGGGAUUUGAAUGUCGGCGGCGAAAACGACGGGAUCCAUCAAGUGGUGGGUAGGUUUGUCUCCAACAGUUCCAGUGAGAUUGCAUGUCUUUACACACAACAGGGGAAGAAAGGAACCAACCAAGACGCCAUGCUUGUCUGGGAGAAUUUCUGUUCAAGAAACGAUACCGUGUUCUGUGGUGUAUUUGAUGGGCACGGGCCAUUUGGUCAUAUGGUUGCCAAGAAAGUCCGAGAUACGCUACCCUUUAUACUGUCAACUCAUUGGAAAAUGAACUUAGAGUCGGAACAUACCAUCCUCGGGAAUGGCCAUGAAAAGCCAUGCACAGAAGGAGGCCAGGGAAAUGAGCCUAUUACCAUGGAUGAGCAGUGGUGUGAGUUGCAGCCAGGUGAUGGGGAGAGCGAAAAAUUUCCCGAGAUGUAUCUCCCGCUUAAACAUGCUUUGCUGAAGGCAUGCCAGCAGAUGGAUAAGGAGUUAAAAAUGCAUCCAGCCAUUGAUUGUUUCUGCAGUGGAUCUACUGCUGUCACUCUGAUCAAGCAGGGUAAAGAUCUGGUGGUUGGAAAUGUGGGUGACUCGAGAGCCGUUCUUGCAACACGAGACCAAGACAACUCUUUGAUUGCUGUUCAAUUGACCGUAGACUUAAAACCCGAUUUGCCAAAUGAAGCAGCAAGGAUUCAGAAAUGCAAAGGAAGAGUCUUUGCCUUGCAAGAUGAGCCCGAGGUGGCGCGUGUAUGGCUGCCUAACAGUGACUCACCCGGUUUGGCGAUGGCCCGAGCUUUCGGGGACUUUUGUCUCAAGGAUUACGGUCUAAUAUCGGUUCCCGAUGUAUAUUACCGCUGCCUCGGUGAAAGAGAUCAAUUCGUUAUUCUUGCCACUGAUGGGGUAUGGGAUGUACUUUCGAACAAAGAAGCCGUCGAUAUCGUGGCUUCCGCUCCUACCCGUGCCACUGCAGCCCGAGCUGUAGUGGACACAGCUGUUCGGGCAUGGAGGGUUAAAUACCCGACUUCCAAGAACGACGAUUGUGCGGUUGUAUGCCUCUUUCUAGAAGAUUCAUCAACUGCAAUGGAAGUUUCCCAAACCGGAAAAUGCUCACACGAAGAAUCUGCAGAGAUUCCGACUGUAAAGAACGACGAUCACGAGAAAACCGAGGCUGUUGAAACGAAAGGCGAUAGUCAAGAACCUAGAACGAGCCCCGAUACAGACGAGAUCGUUCCAGUGAUCGAGGUAAAGGAGGAGAAAAUGCGGGAGAGCUGCAGGAUGGAGUCGAAGAGGACGCUUGCAGAGUGCAUUUCAGGAGGAGAUGACGAAGAAUGGUCGGCUUUGGAAGGGUUGACCAGGGUCAAUAGCCUCUUGAGCAUUCCGAGGUUCUUGUCUGGUGAACUGAGAUCUCUUAGCUGGAGAAAAUGGCUCUGAAAAACUGGCAAGGGACCUGGAGUUUGGAUCAUAUGAAUAUGAUCAUAGAAAAAUAUGGGGGUUUACAGCGACUUUAUGAUCACAUAUUAUAUAUACAUGUUGGUUGUCUCAUGUGCACUAAGAGAGAAUAUGAUGUUUUUUUUUUUGUUCCUGCAUUACAAAUUUUGUUCCAUUUCUUGCAAAUACAUGUUUUCUUCUA
This is a messenger RNA of Tarenaya hassleriana, 2268 nucleotides long. Its product is annotated as probable protein phosphatase 2C 6. The record is from RefSeq and is a predicted model, not a curated record. Gene Ontology annotation, biological process: protein dephosphorylation. Lineage: Eukaryota; Viridiplantae; Streptophyta; Magnoliopsida; Brassicales; Cleomaceae. Gene Ontology annotation, molecular function: protein serine/threonine phosphatase activity. The transcript has 5 exons. The coding region runs from base 537 to 2069 and encodes 510 amino acids.